UGGUCCUCCAAGCAUCAGUUCUAUAGCUUACUUGCAGUACGCCGAUGCGGCCGCUAGGGGCUUCCGUUGCCCCCAACUUGAUGCUACUGACAGACCACAAAAGGCAACACCCGCUGAAAGCCGAGGCUCGUUGUGCAAAUCUGUAAGCGUUCAUCCAGAAACGAAGUGGCGUUAAGCGGCAGAAUACACGGCUCAAUGCUGACAUGCAGCAGCUUAUAGAAGCACAGCAUGCCCGCCUGUGAGGGAGACGACGACGUCCGCAGUUUGGCCUAAGAUGAGCAGCUCCGGUAAACGAGAGAGGGAGCAGAAGAGGAAACUGCAGCACUUCCUCGGUGACCUUGCUUUGCUCGGAUCCUUGCAGGGUUUUAAAUACUUCCAGCCAUGGCUCAGGGGGAAAGAGGAGUUGCUGCUGACAGUUGUUAAUGAGGAUCUGGGUUGGCGUUCCCCAGGCUUUAUGGUGUCCAGAGCCUCCUCCUACUCCUCCACCAGCAGCUGUAACAGCAGUGAUGUCUCUCCCAGCAGCAGCUCUCCCAGUCUGGCCAGCCGUAGUAGCUCCCCCCUGCCCGGGGAGCCUCCGGGCCCACGAGACUCCCAGUCACAUACCAAGACACAGCCACAGACUGCCAGUCACAGGGAGGCCUGCAUCGAGGAGCAUCUUCUCCCAGCGUCUCCCAGUGAAAGGGAGAUAGCAGUACCCGAGGUGAACUGUACUCUGUUUCUAUUGGCCGGCUACGUCAAAUACGGACGCCCCUACGCGUGGAUACGCUCCAAUCACGAGCGCCUAGUCAACAUCGGCGGCACAGAUUCGAUGGUCAAAGACACGCCCAUGAAACUCAAGUCCAUUGCAGACUGGCAGACGCGAGCAAUUCGUGUGUGGGACGUUGUCAGUGAGCUGGUGUGCCUCUGCACCGUUCCCUCUCCGUCCAACCCGUUCGCCCUGGACAUGCGUUACAUCAAAAGUCUUCCUCUCGCCGAACGCUUUCUCGUCACGGGAGCUCUCCUUAACUUCCUGGAGAUGUACGUGGUUUACGGCAACCGGGACGAGUUGCACUAUGAUAAAGUGGUGGAAGAGGUGAAGCCUCUCAGGCAUCUUCAUGUACACUCCCUGCUCGAAUUACAGCAACUUAGAGAGAGCUCCAGCAGAGCCACGGUGCAGGGCUCUUCUGCAGAAGAGUGAUUCUGAUUGUUUGUAUACACUGUGAGCUACAUCAAGAUAAAAUCCCCCUAGCUGGCCUUUUAUUAAUGUAGGGACAGAAAUACAGCAGAUAGGUCUAAAGGGAGUCUUUGAUGCUUAUGUUUACACAGACACUGUUACACUGGUGGAUGCUCAUGCUAAACAUCCUUCAGAUGAUGAGACCACCUUAUGGACUAGUAAUCCUUGCGAGCCAAAAGCUCAGAAAUCAGAGUGCUCUAUGUGCUUGGUGCUUCUGUUUGCAAGGGGCAGCCAAUCAAGAGAAAGAUGGCUUAAAGGGGGAGGGGCUAAAGUAUCUUGUUGGUGCAGAGGAUGAACUGAGGGGCUGCACGAAGCCUAGUAUGAGAGAAAUGAGGAUCAUUUUGAACUGUAAAUCAUGCCAUGGUAAAAAAUAGGAAGGAAGCAGAAGCAGGCUAUUGGUGAGCUCUGUAUCAUUAGGAAAAUUAAGUCCAAAAUAUAUGGACUUCACUUUUUCCCCCCAAAGUGAGGCAUGAAAUUCUCACACGCUGCAGUAACCCAUGCAGAUGGAGAUGAAUCACCUUUGGUUGCGGGUGUCAGACUUUAACAACGUGCAAGAACUAGAGAAAUAACCCUGGGAAAUGAGUCACAUGACUAAAAUUCUAAAUAGAUCCCAGGACCUCGGAAAGUGCUGUCCCGUAACCCCUAAAACCUUCAAUCUCUUCCUCUCCACCCACCCCCACAUACUUAAAUCAGUUUUCUUCAGACCAAAUAUAGCAUUUUAAAACUGGAAGCCUGGAAACAGAAUGAUUAAUGGAGGGCCAGAGUAGUACGAGUACAAAAAGCACAGACAAACAAAUGCUUUAUAAAAACUUUUAAUAUUCCAUAAAACGCAUAUUUAAAUAUGUACGACAACAUAAAAACAGAACACUUGUUAAAUACAUCUUAAAAGCGGGCACAUCGACGCCUUUUCUGAGAUGAGGCUUGUGCCGUUUGUAAUUAAAAAGUCAGGUACAUCAUGUUAAAAUUAACCGAUAACAACCUGGUGGCACAUCAGUCAGGAAAAAAAAUAAAAUAAAAUAAUACCUUCCCUAUUUAAAAAGAAAAGACAUCUGUAGCUUAGUUUUGGUCAGAAAACACAAAAUGGAGUUAACUGUAACCUCUGGCUUCACCAACAAUCCUCCCAUCUCUCAUGUUUGUAAACCUAGAGAUAGAAAUUACCACCAUGGCACAACUUAUGCAACACGGCACACGUGUGUGACCAGAACGGUCACUCUAAAUGGACUCCGGCACCUUUUAUGGCUUUUAUUGAUGUGAAGGAGCAAUUUAAAAAAAGCACGCCGUAAACGCCGUGCUGUUUACCGACAAGGCUGCUCAAUAUGCAAAGUCACGGAUGGACAAGAAGAAUUUGGGGUUUUUCUAGGAAAGAAAGACGCCGCCACCCUUCAUCUCAAGUUUCCCCCCCAUUUGGAAUGCAGGUGCAUGGCCCGGCAUUCCUCACGCAGGCUUCACACAGGAACACAGUGUUCCCAGUGUGGGACACAAACAAACCCGCAAGUCACUGCUGAGGCUUCCCCGCCCCUCACAUAAAUGCAAAAUAUUUAUUGCUAAAGACAAUUAGGACCUUUUUUUUGUUUUGCAGGUUAAGCAGAGAUUUUUUUUUAUCAUUAUUAUUAUUAUUAUUAUUACUAAGACCUCUAUUCUGAUAAUGUCCAUUUUCCCUCCGGCAUGCAUUACACUGAAAACUGACCUCAUAUCAAUAAAACUUCAAUUUCCUGAGUGAGAUCAUCUUGAAAAGGACUAGAAUGUGCUCAGACUAAUUAUGCAUAUCACAGACUUGAUGGGGAAAGGGAAAAAAUAGAAAUAGAAAGCAAAUUUACUUUGGUAUGACAUGCCCGCAUUGUCUUUGUCGUCUUAAAUUUGUUCAUCCAACUACAAAAGUAGAAAAAAAACAACAACAACAGAAGCUCAUUAAUGGAACAGGUUGAAAAAGAAAAUAACACUACUUCAUGACCCUGUCACAUGUGUCACUUAAAUAUAAAUAAAUCUUGAAAAAGGAAAAAAAAAA
This is a messenger RNA of Oreochromis aureus, 3218 nucleotides long. RefSeq lists its product as uncharacterized. The record is from RefSeq and is a predicted model, not a curated record. The transcript has 8 exons. Bases 275 to 1177 code for a protein of 300 amino acids. NCBI's taxonomy places the organism in Eukaryota, Metazoa, Chordata, Actinopteri, Cichliformes, Cichlidae.